AUGAAUGUGUCUGAGGAGAGAGAGGAGGGAGGUCCUCCCUCUAAAACCACUCUGUCUGGGGAACAUGACAGCCAGACCAAAGCUAAGAGCCCAGUCCAGCAGGAGAGACCAGACUCCCCUGUACCCAGCUGUGUGUCCAUGAAGAGUUACCACUCUAUGGAUCCCCCUAUUUCUUUCCAAGAUGGACACCACUCUACUGAACAGAGGAUCCAUCAGGAGAGACCAGACUCCCCUGUACCCAGCUGUGUGUCCAUCAAGAGUGACCAGUCUAUGGGGAUACCUAUUACAUUCAAAGAUGGACACCACUCUACCGAACAGAGAGACCACCAGGAGAGGUCAGAGGUUCUCAGUGGUCAGUCUGUCCAGGAGCAUCAAACAGACCUGGACUCCACAGAAACCCUUGUUCCCUUGUGCCUGAGUAACCUCAAAGCAGCUCUGAAGAAGAAGUUUCAGUGUUUGUUUGAGGGUGUUGCUAAACCAGGAGAGUCAACACUUCUGAAUCAGAUCUACACAGAGCUCUACAUCGCAGAGGGAGGGAGUGGAGAGGUCAAUAAUGAACAUGAGGUCAGACAGAUUGAAACAGCAUCCAGGAAACCAGCGAGACCAGAAACACCGAUCAAAUGUGAAGACAUCUUUAAACCCUUACCUGGACAAGAUAAACCAAUCAGAACAUUGAUGACAAGGGGAGUGGCUGGCAUCGGGAAAACAGUCUUAACACAGAAGUUCACUCUGGACUGGGCUGAAGACAAAACCAACCACAAUAUACACUUCACAUUUCCAUUCACGUUCAGAGAGCUGAAUGUGCUGAAAGAUAAAAAGUUCAGCUUGGUGGGACUUCUUCAUCACUUCUUUAUUGAAACCAAAGAAGCAGAAAUCUGCAGCUUUGACGAGUUCCAAGUUGUGCUCAUCUUUGAUGGUCUGGAUGAGUGUCGACUUCCUCUGGACUUCCAGAACAAUGAGAUCUGGACUGAUGUCACAAAGUCCACCUCAGUGGACGUGCUGCUGACAAACCUCAUCAAGGGGAAACUGCUUCCCUCUGCUCGCCUCUGGAUAACCACACGACCUGCAGCAGCCAACCAGAUCCCUCCUGAGUCGGUUGACAUGGUAACGGAGGUGAGAGGGUUCACUGAUCCACAGAAGGAGGAGUACUUCAGGAAGAGAUUCAGAGAUGAGGAGCAGGCCAGAAGAAUCAUCUCACACAUCAAGACAUCACGAAGCCUCCACAUCAUGUGUCACAUCCCAGUCUUCUGUUGGAUCACUGCUACAGUUCAGGAUCACGUGUUGAGAACAGAUGAGAGAGGAGAGAUGCCCAAGACCCUGACUGAGAUGUACAUCCACUUCCUGGUGGUUCAAUCCAUCCAGGGGAAUGUGAAGUAUCAUGGGAGAUCUGAGACAGAGCCACACUGGAAUACAGACAGCAGGAAGAUGAUUGAGUCUCUGGGAAAACUGGCCUUUGAACAGCUGGAGAAAGGCAACCUGAUCUUCUAUGAAGCAGACCUGACAGAGUGUGGCAUUGAUAUCAGAGCAGCCUCAGUAUAUUCAGGAGUGUUCACACAGAUCUUUAAAGAGGAGUGUGGGCUGUACCAGGACAAGGUCUUCUGCUUUGUCCAUCUGAGUAUUCAAGAGGUUCUGGCUGCUCUUUAUGUCUUUCUCUCAUUCAUCAACACUGGAGUCAAUCUGCUGUCAGCAACACAGUCAAAGUCCUGCAGGUCUAAACAACUUGGAGACAAACGUAAAAAAACAGACCUCUACCAGACAGCAGUGGACAAGGCCUUAGAGUCAAACGGACAUCUGGACUUGUUCCUGCGCUUCCUCCUGGGCCUCUCACUGGAACCCAAUCAGAAUCUCCUACAAGGCCUGCUGGGCAAGACAGGAAGUAAGUCAAAGACCAACCAGAAAACAGUCCUGUACAUCCAGGAGAAGAUCAGGGGGGCUCUCUCUCCAGAGAGAAGCAUCAAUCUGUUCCACUGUCUGAAUGAACUGAAUGACCAUUCUCUAGUGGAGGAGAUCCAGCAGUACCUGACAUCAGGAAGACUCUCCACAGACCGACUCUCUCCUGCUCAGUGGUCAGCUCUGGUCUUCAUCUUACUGUCUUCAGAAGAGGAGCUGGACGUGUUUGACCUGAAGAAAUACUCUGCUUCAAAGAAGGGUCUUCUGAGGCUGCUGCCAGUGGUCAAAGCCUCCAAGACAGCUCUGUUGAGUUCCUGUAAUCUGUCAGAGAGAAGCUGUGAAGUUGUGUCCUCAGUUCUCAGCUCUAACUCCUCUAGUUUGAGAGAGCUGGACCUGAGUAACAAUGAUCUGCAGGAUUCAGGAGUGAAGCUGCUCUCUGCUGGACUGGGGAGUCCACAAUGUAGACUGGAAACUCUCAGGUUGAGUUCCUGUAAUCUGUCAGACAGAAGCUGUGAAGUUGUGUCCUCAGUUCUCAGCUCCAACUCCUCUAGUGUGAGAGAGCUGGACCUGAGUAACAAUGAUCUGCAGGAUUCAGGAGUGAAGCUGCUCUCUGCUGGACUGGGGAGUCCACAAUGUAGACUGGAAACUCUCAGGCUGUCGGGCUGUUUGGUCACAGAGGAAGGUUGUUCCUCUCUGCUCUCAGCUCUGAGCUCCAACCCCUCCCAUCUGAGAGAGCUGGACCUGAGCUACAACCAGCCAGGAGACUCAGGAGGGAAGCUGCUCUCUGCUGGACUGGAGGAUCCACACUGGAGACUGGACACUCUCAGGCUGGACCAUGCUGGAGUGUGCAGGUUGACACCAGGUGUGAGGAAGUAUGCCUGUGAACUCACACUGGACCCAAACACAGCACACAGAUGCCUCCUUCUGCCUGAGGACAACAGAAAGGUGACACUGGUGAGAGAGGAGCAGUCGUAUACUGAUCAUCCAGACAGAUUUGACUCCUGUAGACAGGUUCUAUGUAGAGAGAGUCUGUCUGACCGCUGUUACAUGGAGGUAAAGUGGGAAGGAGUGGUUAUUAUAGAAGUGACUUACAGAGGAAUCAGAAGGAGAGGAGGAGGUGAUGACUGUCUGCUUGGAUAUAAUGAAAAGUCCUGGAAUCUGGCCUGCCGUAGUGAUAGAUACAAUGUCUGUCAUAAUAAUAGAGUAACAGAGAUACGUAUCUCCCCCUCCUCCUCUGACAGAGUAGGAGUGUAUCUGGACUGGUCUGCUGGAACUCUGUCCUUCUACAGAGUCUCCUCUGAGACACUGAUACACCUCCACACCUUCACAUCCACAUUCACUGAACCUCUCCAUGUUGGGUUUAGGUUUGUGUCACGUGGCUCCUCAGUGUGUGUGUGUGUUAGAUAG
Molecule: messenger RNA, 3297 nt
Organism: Lampris incognitus (smalleye Pacific opah)
Lineage: Eukaryota; Metazoa; Chordata; Actinopteri; Lampriformes; Lampridae
Product: protein NLRC3-like
Molecular function (GO): protein binding
Source: RefSeq, a predicted model, not a curated record